UCAUUUCAACUAGUCUUUUCCAUAAAUUUCAUAAAGUUACAAUGAAUUUAUCUUCUAAAUUUAUAAUUUUGUUUAACUUACCAAAAUUAUUUUUGGCUUUAACCUACGUACAAUUACAUUGUAACUUUUCUUGUUACAUGCUGAAUUUUUUCAAACAUAAUUCAUUAUAUUUGAAUCAACUCGAAAAUAAAAAUUCUAUUUCACCUGUUAGCUAUGAAAAUCUGAAUAUUUAUGGAGAAGCAUUAAAAACACAUGGAAAAAUUGUUAUGGCAAUGUUAGAUGUUUUACGUUCAAUAAACAUUAAAACAAUGGCUACUGAUUUGAUGUCGAUAAAUUUAUAUUUAAACAAUAUAUCAGGGUCGUUGAAUUUUAUUGCAAAGAAUAAUAAUGGUAAUUUUGAUAGGAAUCCUUUAAGCAUUCUUAUAGGAUAUCGAAUGAUACAUGAAAUGAUGGUUGAACGUCUUAAUAGUUAUAUUAGAGCUAAAUGUAUAAAACUACAAGUCGAUGAAGUUUUUGUAAGAUGCCCUAAUUAUAACACAUCAGGGAAUUUCAAUAUGAAAUCCUUAAAAGAAGUAGCAAAAAAGCUCAAGAAUCGUUUAGACUCUUCAAAUGAGAAUUCAAAGAGAAAUAUUUAUGACCCAUGGUUACAAAAUAGUGAGACUUACAAUAUAUUAGCUUCUGCGCUUUCAUCAAAUACCUACUUGGAUUUUGAUCCAAAAAAAUUACUUUUUUACGAUUUAAUGACACGUCAGAUGAAUAUGGGUGAAAAAAAAAAUCACCUUGGUGUAAUUGAAUAUGAGGAUGCUAUAGAUCAAUUAAGAUUUGCAACAUAUAAAGUCCAAUGCCCAGAUAAGAAUUUUUUGGCAAUUUCAGACGUAUUCAGAUAUAUGACCUAUUGUUUCGAUUCAUACCAAGUUUUCAAAUUUCAUCUACUGAUAACAGCAGCAUCUUUUCAACCUUUGGCCAAAUUAAUACGGAACUAUUUAGUAUUCAUCAAUAAUCUAUUGCACGAUAACUGUACAAAGUUACAAGGGAAAUUUUUAGACGAAUUAAUUACAAUUGGUAAAGUUAUUAUUUUUAAUUUAGAACGUUUUAAUAAGAUACAUAUUUUUAGAGAAAAACAAGCAACAUUAGUUGAAAAAUUGUUUUGUGAAAUAAAAGAAAUUUUUGAGCUAUUUAAUCAUAACAAUGAAAUCAAAAAGCAUGAAUCUUUAAGUAGAAUAACAAAACAAAUUGCCGGAUAUUUAAAACGUAAUAAAUUGGAAUAUUCGAAUGAAAUUAUGUCUCAAAGACCAUGUACAAAUAAUAUACCUGAUGACAUAUUCCAAUACACAGUAAAAGUGUGCAAUCAAGUUACUGCUUACAUAACGGAAUUGGAAAAAUAUGCCAUAUAUUUUGAAAACGCUCAUAAUACUCUUUAUAGUGAAUACAAAAAAACCUCAAGAAAAUAUAACUUGUGUGAUGAUCAAAAUAAGGGUAUUAUUCAUAUGAAAUACGUUUGUAACAACAAUUAUUAUUCUCAAUUAUAUAACAUGGAAAAUGAAACAACGGUUCGUGCGGAAAACUCAACUAUGAAUAUUGAUAAUGAUGAAGAUGACUUCGAAUAUGACGUGCAUCAUCUCAUUUCAGAUCUUUACACUGAUCUCAUUAUUGACGACGCAAAACAUAGUGAUGACCUUACUGAAUUUGAGUAUCAUUUUAACUGGCCUUCGCACAUGAAAGAUUACCUAUUAUUUUUAUAAUCUAAAACUAUCUUAUUAUUACAUUACUUUAUGGAACGACUUUUAGAAGACAAAUCCUUAUCAAAUUACACAAAGUUGUUGCGCUACCAUAUAAUAUUUUUUUUUACAUUCUGCACUUAAGAUGUCUAUCAUAUAAUAAUUUAAAAUUAAAUAAAAAAAAAAUUUAACGAAAAUCAA
Molecule: messenger RNA, 1919 nt
Organism: Daktulosphaira vitifoliae (grape phylloxera)
Lineage: Eukaryota; Metazoa; Arthropoda; Insecta; Hemiptera; Phylloxeridae
Exons: 2
Coding region: 42-1742 (566 amino acids)
Source: RefSeq, a predicted model, not a curated record